Messenger RNA from Daldinia caldariorum, 1302 nucleotides. RefSeq lists its product as uncharacterized. Gene Ontology annotation, biological process: regulation of DNA-templated transcription. The transcript is spliced from 3 exons. Gene Ontology annotation, molecular function: DNA-binding transcription factor activity. The coding region runs from base 1 to 1302 and encodes 433 amino acids. Lineage: Eukaryota; Fungi; Ascomycota; Sordariomycetes; Xylariales; Hypoxylaceae. The record is from RefSeq and is a predicted model, not a curated record.
AUGAACCAAGGCAACACCACCAACCAGAGCGGAGAAGCAUACAACAUGAAUACCGAGCAGGACUAUGCUGCUCCUAUGGGCCAGGCCAAUUUCAGCGCGGGGCCUUCUGAUGGUUCUCGGGGUUUCACGUCUGGGGCCCAGGCAACGCCCCCUAUGGCAAUGUCAGGUCCCAUGACCUAUUAUUCCACAGGAAUCUCCACCCCCGAGCUGACGGGACUGGUGCCGCCGCCGGCAUUCAACUCCGGCUAUCAACAUCAAUAUGGGCCAAACACCAACCCAUAUUACAACUCUUAUUCUCCAAAUCAAACCCCUGCCGGGAUGAAUGCUGGUGGGAUGGGUACCCCAGGGAUGUACAUGCCCCAACAAAGCCAGGGCCCGCCUCAUCAAUAUAAUUAUCCCCAGGCUCCUACUUCCAUGCCGACGCCUAGCUUGGGCUCAAGGCCUACUCCUGUAUCCAAUCACCCAUCCAAUGCGGUGCCUCCGAUUGUCCAGAACCAGGCUACUAAUCAUGCAACCUCUCCCGCGGCUACCAGCGACAACACUCCUAGCCCGGGGCCCAGCAACUCUAAUCACCGAGUCAGACGGGGACGGUCUGCCAGAAACCCGCGGUCCAGUUCUGACCAAGACGACGAAUCCGUCCAGACAGACGGUUCUCACCCACAGUGGAGACCGGGAAUGAGGCAGACAAAGAUCCUCGACUCAUGGUCGGAGCAGAGGAAGAAGGCAACUCGCACCAGGAACGACUGGAUCGCGAGAUGCAAGGCCGACCAUACUCGGAAGCAAAACAGGGUCUCGGCUCGCAAGAGCCGCCAGAAGAAGGAGGAUGCUCUCCAGGAGGCUCGCGGCACAGCCCAACUCCUACGAGAUCAGAAUGCGGCUCUCCGCCAUCAACUCGCUGAUCUCCAAAAUACCAUUCGCCAGCUCGACGAUCAGAACGAGCAGCACCGCCGUACAAUUACGGUCAUGGAAUCCAGGCAGGCUACUCUGAAUCGCUGGAUCAACCGCCGCGAGGGCCGGAUAGCGGAGGCCGAGGCGAGAGCUGACCGGCAGGAGGGACCUGGAGGGAUGCAGGCUCAGAUGCCGCUCCCAGACAGCGCGCAAACCCUGACUGCGGCACCCGGCGAGCUCCAGAAUCAGGGUCCGCCACAAAGCGCAGGCCCCAACGGCAAUGGCCUAGGGGCCGACUUGGCUCUGGGCUCGGAGCAGACCCGAACACAGCCGGACGAAGAUACUGGCGCUAUGCUGGGGAUUAGCGACUUCGACUUCCCCAGCCUGAGCAGUUUCUUCAACGGCCAGCAGUGA